AUGUCGAAGAAGAGGGGCAGAGAGCAGCCUGCUAUCAAUACACAAUUGGUGGAGAUUUACGAGGAUCUAGCUAAUGUGGAUGAAAACAUUCGACUGAAAGCAGCCCAAGCUUUGCUCACGAAUUUUGUAGCGGAUGGCAAAUCUACGGGCGAGCAGCUCAACGAGAUUGUGAGGAGGCUGCUCAGAGGCCUGUGCAGUGGGCGAAAAGCUGCUCGAUUGGGCUUCUCGGUUGUCCUUACUGAGCUCUUAAUUGAACUUUUAGGCCCAAGUGGAAGGAGCGUUGCUGGGUUUCAAAAUGUCCUAGAGUUGAUUGAGACUCUGAAGAAUCAGAGUCAAGUAUCCAGCAAUGUAUCUGGCCAGGAAGAGCGAGAUCACCAGUUUGGACGACUCUUUGGCGCAGAAUCUAUUAUCAAAUCGGGAAUUCUGUUUCAGCCGAGCAUGGGAGUUGAGGCUUGGUCUAACAUCUUAGACAUCGUCUAUGAAUUGGCAAAGAGGAAGCCCUGGCUAAGGGAAGAAUGUGGCUUCAUCUUGUUCAAUUCCAUUCAAAUAUUGAAGGGCAAAGACUUGGAGUACGCUCAAUUGAUAAUUGACAAGUUGCUAGCCAAAGGGCUUUCCAAGACACCCCAGGGAGUAGCAAUAUGGAUUGGGAUCCAGGCAGAGUUCCCUUCGAUUGCUUUACCGCGCGGCGUGUGGCAUCACGAGGACCCCUUGAAUCGGAAAGACAUUUCCAGAUUAGCCAAGAUACUGAUGGAAGCCUCCGCAACUACUUCGCCACAGAGUGUCCUUGAGUCAGAGACUACUACAAAUGGUGCUUGGGCUACCAAGCUUCAAUUUGCGUGGGACGUAGUACUGGCUGAGUUGCUGGAUUUUCACCCACAAGGCCUGCAGAAGAGUGCAAAACCCGCUAAACGGAUGAGAUUUGCGGAGUUUUGGGAGGAGUGUAUUGAUAUACUUUCUGACAUUUUCACACAAAACCUGAUGCGAUGUCUCACCAACCAGCUUGCCUCCCCAGAGCGUUACCUCCACCGCGCUGCCGAGAGAUCCAUCAAGACAAUUCUUGCCAGAGCUCGAUCGAAUCCAAAUACCAGGGCACCAAUGCUAAAAGCUCUUCUGGAUCCUGUAAACGGAGACAUCAAUUUCGAUAAAAUUACAAAGACCAAGACAGUGGAAACUCUAAUCUCUCUGGUGGAUGACCCGUCUUUUGAGCAAGUGGUCGGGAUAUACGAAGACUUGAUCUUGCGACCCGGAGUAGACGAUGAGAAGACCGCAGCCUCAAGACGACAGUCUGCAGCAGACCAGCUUGUCUCGGCUGUCCGGACUAUACAACACCAUUCUACCGAACAAGUUCUCGCGAAAAGCGAAUUUCUCGUUAAUAUCCGCAGAAUCUUGGCUCUUUUAGCAAAGUGCGCUUACUUCGAGGUUGACAAUGCUCCGAACGACCAAGGCGACAGUACAGGUCCGAAAAUCUCCCAGGCGUCACGAGAGAUGUUCAGAACGCGUAUCUCGUCAUGUUUAUCGAGCCUGGUCGCUAAGCCAAUAAGGGAGCCGUCCUAUUUUGCCUAUGAGCUUGUAUGCAAUAUUCAUGGCCGAGAAGAGAAUGCGAACCAUCCCCACGUUGUCUUGAACGCCGAUGAAAAUGUGCGUAACGUACUCAGGAAGGCGUGGCAGACACUGAGAAAGGUUCAUGCUCAGUCUAGUUGUGAUCCAGAUGAAGAAGCGCGAUUCUUUCGUGCUCUUGAGCUCUUGUACUCCUUAACUAUCCUACAGGUGCAUAAUGAGGAAGCUGACGCCGUUGGUAUUUUGGUCGAGCUCAACCACAGCUUCAAGCCUUUACUUCAAAAGAAGAGGCGUCCUCAGGACUCUGCGACCUUGAUAGAGAUACUUUUGAGCUUCAUAGCAAAACCGUCGCAGCUAUUUCGACGCCUGGCUCAGCAGGUCUUCACAGCUUGCGCAUCCGAGCUUGACGAUACUGCUUUGCAAUCCAUGAUCGAGAUUUUGGAAACAAAGGAGAGCCUGUCAGGCCAGUCACAAAUGUUCGACCAAGAAGAUGAGGAAGGACAGGCGGGCUCGGCGUCUGACGUGGAGGAAGUCGAUUUGGCCAAGACCGGGUUAGGAAGCUCUUCCGCAGAGGAAGAGUCCGAUGAAGGAUCGAGCGACACAGAUGCGGCGGACUCGGAUGAAGAUGAUGGAUUGGCAGAACUGAACGCAAAACUUGCACAGAUUGUGGGUACUCGGCCUGGCAACGAAGACGUAGACGCAGAAGACAGUUCCUCCUCGGAUGAAGGGAUGACGGACGAGCAAAUGUUCGAGCUGAACGGGUCUCUGGAGAAUAUCUUUCGAGAGCGAAAGAAGGUCACGAGCAAGAAGACUGAGAAGAAAGACGCCAAAGAGAACAUAGUCAAUUUCAAAUGCCGAGUGUUGGAUCUCCUGGAGAUUUACGUGAAGCAAGAGCACGGCAAUGGCCUAGCUUUAAGUCUUUCUCUACCGAUCCUCGCGCUGGUCCGAACGACAACAAGUCCGUUGGUAUCUCGAAAGGCGUGCGAUGUCAUGAGGGAAUAUGCUCGGCUUUGCAAAGGGGACGGGAUGCCACACAUCGAGGACAGAGAGUCUGUAUUUGAUCUGCUUGAAGCGGUUCACGUUGAAGCUAUGAAAGAGGGCUCGAACGCUCAUGCUAGUGCGUGCAGUCAGGCAAGCCUGCUUCUUGUGAGAGUUCUAGUCGCUCAUGAUAGGGAAUGCCUGCGGAAGGUGGUGAAGGUCUAUGGCGCCACGCAAGAGCGUGCUCUGUUCGACUCGAGCUGCAAGGUGAAGACGUCAUUCUUCACGGACUGGCUUAAUUGGUGCACUUCAGCUAGGAAAUGA
Messenger RNA from Letharia lupina, 2859 nucleotides. RefSeq lists its product as uncharacterized. The transcript has 4 exons. Lineage: Eukaryota; Fungi; Ascomycota; Lecanoromycetes; Lecanorales; Parmeliaceae. Bases 1 to 2859 code for a protein of 952 amino acids. The record is from RefSeq and is a predicted model, not a curated record. Gene Ontology annotation, cellular component: nucleolus. Gene Ontology annotation, biological process: regulation of DNA-templated transcription. Gene Ontology annotation, molecular function: rDNA binding; transcription factor binding.